Messenger RNA from Stereum hirsutum FP-91666 SS1, 2518 nucleotides. RefSeq lists its product as uncharacterized. The record is from RefSeq and is a predicted model, not a curated record. The transcript is spliced from 2 exons. NCBI's taxonomy places the organism in Eukaryota, Fungi, Basidiomycota, Agaricomycetes, Russulales, Stereaceae. Bases 108 to 1973 code for a protein of 621 amino acids. Gene Ontology annotation, molecular function: protein binding.
CCUUCCCCCUUCCUCCUCGACGCCUGCGCCGGGUUCGCGACGUAUAAUAGACGCAGCCUGUAGAAUUUCUGGUCACUAGACGCUUGCUCGCCAAAUCACUCGUUUCAAUGCAUCGUGCACUCCUCAUAGACGAGCUCCUUAGACAUAUAUUCACGCAUUUGGAUGUCGAUCUAGACAAGGCAACACGGAAGAGGACAUUCUACCAGCUCGCUCGCGUCUGCAAGGCGUGGCGAGAUCCUGCGCUUGACUAUCUCUGGUUUUUCUUACACCAGCGGGACUCAGAGGCGCUCUUCAGGUUGAUACCUGGGCUGCAAUGUCACCACGGGAUUUAUACGUUGGAUGACUCGCAAGAGCUAUCUCUAGAAUCGUUGGCCAAGUUCAACGCCUAUGCCAAGCGCGUCAAGGGAGUCUGCCAAUACUCCGCAGACCUCUUCAAAGUCUCCCCGUCCCUCAUCUCCCGCCUCCAAUCCUGCCUGUCCUCGUCUUCAAAUCACUCCACCACUAUAUUCCCUUCCCUCACCUCCGUCCGCCUCCUUCUACACUUCUCCCUCUCUUCGCCAUCGUUCUCCAAAGUACCUCUGUCCUCGCCACUCACGCUCUCCCUGUGGCUCUCCCCUGUACUUCGAUCCCUCUCUCUCGAGCUGCCUCUCAUCUCUCGCAAGCCCUUCGAACCCUCCCACCCAAGUAACAAGCAAGCCGAGCUGCGCGCAUACCUCGUCGAAGUCAUGCGCGUCGUCCCUAAUCUAGCCAACCUCAAACUCCGAGGACGAAUCAGCCCAAGUCUGAUGCAAACGGUCAUCGAGAUGAAGCAACUGAAGACCUUGAACCUCAACGUCGGUGGCGCCGACAUGACUCCGAGUGCAUUCGUCGCGCUCUCACACUGGGAACGCCUCGAAGAGCUGAAGGUCCAGAUGGACGACAUCGAUCCUGAAGUCCUCGCCGCUCUUCUCCCCCAAGAGGAAGACGAGGUCCGCGCACCAUACUUCCCUGCCCUCAAAACGCUGCACAUACGUGCCUCCCCAGCCGUCCUCGAGGCUGUCCUCCUUCCUUUCACUCUCCCUAUCGUCGCCGAAGCAUCCGCACCUGUAUUACACGCCAUUCAUAUCUCAUCGCCUCCCAAACCUCGCUGCAUCGAUUCUUGGAAACCCUCGCUCGCGCUUUUGCCUUCGACUGUGGAGGUCCUCACCCUCGAGUCCCUUACCACCUUCUGUUCCCUCCCUUCGCCCGCUUUCCUGCCCCUACAUGUGACACCACCGCCCCACCCCCUCGCCCUAGCUGCUCCCCAAAACCCAAUCAGUGCCACAGGUCCAGCCCCCACCCCGCACCACACCCCUUCUACCUCUCUCACAUUCCCCUCCUCGACCGCCAAACUCCACCCCACGCUCUCGACCUUUGAACCCCUCUCCCGGCUACACAAUCUCCGCAUCCUGCGAAUUGACACGUGUGUGCCACCAGACCUCGGAGACGAGGAUGUGGAGAGGAUGGCGGGGUGGUGGCCGAAGAUUGAGGAAUUGGGGUUGUGGACCCGGCCGAUGUUGUCGGAGAGUGAGGGGACGGGUGGGGAUGGAACGACGACGGAGGAUGAGGAGGAUGGGAGCGAGGCAAUGGGGUGGUUGAGUCCUAGGGCGACGGUCGCUUCACUACGUGUGCUGGCGGAGAGAUGUCCGAGGUUGAGAGGCUUGGCUGUUCCCCUGGAUAUCUCAUCCGUCUCCCCAAGUGGCGGCGUGGCAGGACAGACUACUCUGGAGAGAUUAACGAUUGGAUACUCGAGGCCGAGACGAAGGCCGAGAGAGGGGAGGUCUGAGGCGAGCGUUGAUUGCUUGGUUGAGGCCUUGUAUGAGGCGUUCCCAGCGAUGCAGAAGUUGGCGUUCGAGUGUCCUGGAACGGAGGAUGGGGAGGGCGAGGAUAGACCGUGGAAGGACGUUGUGGAUGGGUAUUUCGCAUUGCAGCAGGGUUCUGCUGCCGUGGCUUAAAGCCUGGAGUACGCUACCUUUCUAGUUUAUUGCCCGUCGAGCUUUUGAUCUUGUUUUGAUUUUUUUAUGGCCGACAUAGAAGUCUUUAGAGUCUCCGGUAUAGAUUGCCCAUAGACCUCAUCUGACUUUUGUCUCGUAGUGGGACCCAGACAUCUACAUAUCAUCUGACUGACCAUAGGUAUUCACUCUGAGUCCUCUUCGUUCACUCCGGUUUCCUCUCUUGUUUUUUGUUUGUUUUCGGUGACUUUCUUGAUCUCCUUACACGCUCAUCUUGGAUUUCUUCUGUCUACCCGCCUCGCACUCUGCACCUCAUAGCAUUUCAUACAUACCCUAUACUCCCUGCCACCCGUCUAUCGUGGACUAAUUCAUCGUCUCUCCCCUAAUCAUCACCAUUGUCUGUAGACUAUACAUACGCGCCUACUGUAUAUAUUGUAUGUACCGGCUACUCCUUCAGCCUUGCCGUCCUGUUCUGUUCCUUCACCUCAUCCGUACUAAUACGUAAUUGUCUAAGUUAUGUCCUCAUGUCAUCCUCAUCUACUUACUUC